AUCAAAUGCAAAUGAUCAGGGAAAUGUAUGUGCUUUAGUUGAAGAAUGGAAGGCCGAAAUGGACAGUAAUGACAGUAUCUUUUUUCGACCGAUGUCUACUGAUAAUACGAUGUUGUUUGUUUAUCAAUCGACUUUUCAAAAACAUCUCAUACAGAGAUAUGGAAAUGGGAUGUGUCUCCUUGAUUCAACUUACAAAACAACGAAAUAUACUGUACCCCUGUUUUUUGUUUGCAUUCCAACAAAUAUUGGAUUUCAAGUAGUGGCUUCAUUUGUGGUUGGGAAGGAAACAACAUCUUUGAUAUGUGAAGCAUUGAAGAUGAUUUCAGAAUGGAAUCCUCAUUGGAAACCAGAAAACUUUAUCACAGACUUUGACCAAAGAGAAAUAUCUGCGUUGGAAAAGGUGUUUCCAGGCAUUGAUGUAAAACUUUGUGAAUUCCACACUGAACAGUCCUGGCAAAGGUGGCUUGGAUCAAAGAAAAAUGGUGUAAGUCAGUGGAAAGAAGAACUCUUGAAACUAAUCAGAUGCGUAGCCAGAAGUAAGAGUGAAGAGGCUUUUCAUGAAAAUGUAAAUACAAUUAAGUCGUCUGAAGCUUACAAAGCAUCUCAGUCUUUCAGAAAUUGGAUUGAAAAGCAAUGGCUCCAAGAAUCAAAGCGUUGGGUUCACUGUUAUCAAAGAAGUGGUACAAAUAGACCAGUAUACUCUACCAAUGGUGUUGAAAGACAGCACCGGCUGUUAAAGGAGAAUUAUCUAAAAAAACAUGGAUUUGGAGGAACGCUUACCUCACUCUUAACCAUUUUGAUAAGAAAGUUCUUUCCAGAUAUGCAAAAUAGAUAUGUACAGAGCAACAUUUCCGCAUUGGAAGCUAGUAGAAAAUACUCAGAGUAUGUGCCAGAGUUUUUGAAAGGGCGACCUAGAAACUUUGUUGCCCACUGCUUGGACAGGAUGCCGCCAAAAGUGGAAGACAUUGAAAAGAGCACCUUGGUUUUUACAGAUGGAGAAUCAUGCAGGGUAUCAAGUCAAUCAGGCAAAGUGUACAUUGUAACAUUUACAUCUAGGGUACCCAAGUGCUCUUGCCCAGACUUUGAGAAGCAUCUUUGGCCAUGCAAACAUAUUCUUGCUAUUUUCAAACAUUUUCCAGCAUAUAGUUGGGAGACACUUGAUAUUGCAUAUACCAGCCUGCCAUAUUUCAAUAUAGAUAAUGAAAUAAUAAACAACCUAGAAAAGGACAAGGAAGCAUCAGUUGACUCUGAAUUUGUAAAUACACCAUUGCCAAUACAAAUUGAUAAGUCUAGUAAAGGUGGAAAUAAUGUCAAUGAUGAAAGAAAACAGUGCGUUGAACUGUUGAAGAACAUUCAAAACAGCAUAUAUGCUGUUAGCAGUAGAGAUGUUAUGCAUCAUGUUAAAGUUAAAUUACAGGAAUUAGAUAGAUUCAUGGAUGACAACUGUGUCAAAAUUAGUGGACUUCCUACACGUCUAAAACAUAUCAAAAAGAAGAAAAAAGCCACUUCAAAGAAAGUAAGAACUAAUGAAACUGACUGUAAAAUAAUACCACUUGAUAGUAACCUCAUUAUAGAUGGGCCACAGGUAGCAGAAGAACAUGAUGAAGAUCACUUUCUACUUCAGAGUGAACAUUUUCCAUAUCUCGAAGCUGUGGAGAAGAUAUGUAUGUCAUCAUCUGAAUACCAAGUCGGGAAGAUAGGUCCAUACAUUCUUACUUGUCAGUCAAUUCGAAAUUUACAAACAACAUUAUCUGAUGAGGUUAUUGAUUCCUACUUACAUUUACUGAUCCAACAAUGCAGUGACAACAACUUGCAUAUUAGUUGUGUGGUAAUGACAUCCAUUUUCACAGGACAAGAGGAGGUGCACUCUUUACUGAAGAGGGAGAAGAUUUUGGAAUAUGAUCACAUAAUUGGAGCUGUAAAUGAAGGAAGCAAUCAUUGGACAUUAAUA
Messenger RNA from Ruditapes philippinarum (Manila clam), 1951 nucleotides. RefSeq lists its product as uncharacterized. NCBI's taxonomy places the organism in Eukaryota, Metazoa, Mollusca, Bivalvia, Venerida, Veneridae. The record is from RefSeq and is a predicted model, not a curated record. Gene Ontology annotation, molecular function: DNA-binding transcription factor activity; zinc ion binding.